Molecule: messenger RNA, 2680 nt
Organism: Syngnathus typhle (broad-nosed pipefish)
Lineage: Eukaryota; Metazoa; Chordata; Actinopteri; Syngnathiformes; Syngnathidae
Exons: 2
Coding region: 184-2055 (623 amino acids)
Source: RefSeq, a predicted model, not a curated record
CCUUUAACUCAUUGUAAAAAAGUGAUCUCCGCAGACCCAACCUAAGUACGGAAGGUGAGCAAAGUCUGGUAAUAGUGCCUGAUCCUGGUGCCAAGAUCCAGGGUUGACACGAAAGCUAGCAGAAGCCGAUUUCCAAGACACCAACCCGAAGCUCAGGGUGUUGACUCUGGGGAGAUCCAAAACAUGAGCAUUAGAGAGUCAUUUGGUGAGUGCUUUAAUCGGGCUGUAGCCUGCGCGAAGUCUACCAUGUGCUUUUGGUUGUUUUUGCUGGUUUGUGUUACCAUUAUAUUUUUUUCGGGGGUUACUUUAUCUGGAGGGAUAGAGUACCAUGAGCCUCGCACAUUAUUCUCUCAGGCGACUGCUAACGCUAAUUCUAGUCGAUGUGGCUCAUGGGGAGAACUUGCUAGACAUAAGCGCGACACUAAAUCCCCUUUUGGUCAUGUUGUUUGUGUUCCAGGAGCCGUCCGUGUUCCAACCUGUGUACCAUGGCUUUUGUCUUGGGCUUAUAAUAACUCAUUAAUGUUUACUGUGGCUCCUAACACAUCUUCUUCUAUUAUUUUACCUUUGAAAAGUUUGAAAGGGUUUCGUAAUGGUCGCCCCACUACUGGAGAUAGAUGGCUCGGGUAUUGGUGGUAUUUAACUGGCCACCCGGUUAACACCGGCUGGGGCACCCUUGUCACCACGCAAAUGCGAGGGUAUUGGCCCUCUGGUUCCAGUGACGAGGCUGUGUUCUUUGCUAAACGAGUGACUUUGAUAAAUCGGGGCACAAGCCUCCUUUUGACUCUUACACUCCCUGACGGUCAUAUUCGUCCUCCAAAUGCCACCUUGUUUAACACUUCUUGUUGGGGUUUUCAACUGUGGGCUUGGUCCUCUGGAACCGAUCCUCGCUUUCCUAUUGCUAUUUGCCUUAAUAGAACAAUGUCGGUCGCAGACCGUCCCGUUACAAAUAAAUACACCUUGUCAGCGGGAGCAAAAAUCACAAGUACGCUCCUCACUGAUGUAGACAGCUAUUUUGUGGCCUCCACAGGGAUAAGCGGUCAUACUAACAACUGGCUUCUUAUGGCUGAGCAGGCCGCAAAGAUGGCUGGCGCUAGUUGCAUUGCGUGCAUGGGUCCCAGACCUCUUUUGAAAAUCAUACCUGCAAAUAUAGGCCCUAAGUGUGCUGUCGUUUUGAUGUUAGACUCGUCCAUUUCACCCACUCACGAUUGUUUUAGAUGGGAUACGGUUUACCCUGUUGCCCCUAUGACAAAGCAUAAACCCCUUUUUUCGUCUGUUGUAGCUAAGGGUAAUUUUACAUGCAUUAGAUUACCUGGUACCGGUGUGAAGCUCGGCGCCCUACCUGCUCCGUGGUGUGGGUCCGUGACCAAGGUCACGGCCCCUUUUUUGCCCAUUGCUCGUUGUGAUAUUUGGUUUUGGUGUAAUAGUAACAAACUUUAUGAUAGGUUGCCUUUCGACAGCGCUGGAAUUUGCGCUUUGGUAACCCUAUUGCUACCUGUUUAUUUGAUACCGAUGUCCUCUUAUGAUCUAACGUCUUUUGCUAAGUCCGUAGUGCCCAAAUUCUGGCCGAGAACGAAACGAGACGCCGAAUGGCGGGGCACAGCUAAUCCAACCUACAUCGACGCCAUUGGUGUUCCUAGGGGAGUGCCGGAUGAGUAUAAGCUGGUGAAUCAGAUAGCAGCUGGUUUUGAAUCCGCCCUGUGUUGGUGGUGUACUCUUAACAAAAAUGUUGACAGGAUUAACUACGUCCAUUACAACGUGCAGAGGCUUGGAAACUGGACCGAGGCGGGUUUCAAGGCGGUCCACUCCCAACUGGCCGCUACUUCCCUCAUGGCUUUCCAGAAUCGAAUGGCCCUUGACAUGCUACUCUCAAGAGAGGGCGGUGUCUGCGCCAUGUUCGCUGAGACUUUCCCGUUGCUCCUAAGGGAUGACCUUUCGGUCGACGGGGGUUCCUUCUCUAUUGACGACCCGGUCAGCGAAUCUGUUGUGGUUAACUUGUCCGAUUUGUUUUCUGACCCGGGCUUUGCCGAUUGUGACUCAGUUUCCUCCCGUGUGUAAGUUGGUUCCUGCGAAAUGUGAUCCCUUGGCUGAAAAUCUUUUUGAAGUGGCCAUAUGGGUGAUGGGUUGGUCUCCGGGAACUUAUGAUAAACAGGGGGGAAUUGUUAGAUAUAUUGUAUAUAUAUGUUAUCAUGCGUUCCCUAAUGAGUACUUAUUAAUAAGUUAUUGCGCAGAAUGCUUGCUGUUUCGCCUUGCAGACGUCCACCAGUCCACAACAAGUCAUACGAUGCUGUCUGGGGCUUCCUGACCUUCUACACCUCUGGGAAUCCAAGAAAGUUGCUGAUAGCUCAAUCUACUCUGUUGAUGUCUGCACAUGGCAUUCUGUCCUUGCACUCCUUUCCCAUGGCGUCCUGUCUGUAACUACUUGUUUAUGUCCUUGCGCUCCUUUAUUUUCUCAUGACGUCUUGUGAGCACUUGUUUUACAUAGCAUACAUAGCAUUUUGUCCUUGCGCUCUUUUUAUUUCUCAUGAGACUAGGCCAUGCUUUCCCCCCCACCUGUUAGGGGCUAGUCUCACAUUGUAGGCAGGGCAUCCCAAAAUAAAAAGAGCGAGGGGUGUGACAGAUCUUUAGUGUAUUUUGGACUGCUGUAAGUCUGGUUGCACUCCUCGCGAGAAAAGACUCAACA